Messenger RNA from Pangasianodon hypophthalmus (striped catfish), 1881 nucleotides. It is a transcript of the gene nudt8, whose product is annotated as nudix (nucleoside diphosphate linked moiety X)-type motif 8. The record is from RefSeq and is a predicted model, not a curated record. Gene Ontology annotation, molecular function: coenzyme A diphosphatase activity. The coding region runs from base 266 to 1468 and encodes 400 amino acids. NCBI's taxonomy places the organism in Eukaryota, Metazoa, Chordata, Actinopteri, Siluriformes, Pangasiidae. The transcript is spliced from 5 exons.
CACAGCAUUCCCAGAAUAGACUCCAAAAAUACAACUUAUCUACUGCUACAAAUUUAUUAUGCUGGUGUUACGAUAAAAGAGGAUUAAUUUGGAAAUUAAACAUUUAAUUUCUAGUGUUUUAACUUGAAAGGAAACGAGAAUAUUUAUUAACUUGAAGAUUUAAGGAGGGAAAAAGUCUUCAGGACCAGCAGCACCCAGCAGGGGCAUUUACACAGACCUGGCAACCAGCAGAGCACCGGAAAAGCCUGUGUGUUUAUGCUAAAGGAUGUUUAGGAGUGCUCAGUUUUGGACAUCAGCAUACCUACUGGGGACACAUAGAUCACUAUUUGGGACACUCAACAAGAAGAAAAAUCUUGGAGAGACAGUGUGCAAUAGCCUCCUCUCCCAGCCAUUUUGCAUGGUCAGUAGCGAGAGAGGAACACAGAGGAAACAUUAUAUAUCUGAGCCAAAGAACAGUAAAUAUGUUUCACAAAAAACUCUUCAAAAACCUUUUUCUUGCCUUGGUAACACAAGCUGCUCUAUCAAUCCUGCAGACACUACUGACUUCCUAUCAGUGUGUAAAAUAAAUGUUCAGUACAGUUCAAAUAGCACUGUUUCAGAUAAUUUCAUCCUCAGGGACUGUGUUCCUAACAAGUGCCUACUACCUGAAAACCAUACAGGCAAACACAGAGAUUCUGUGGAUAAGUGGAGAGCAGAUCUAAACAGCAGCGGUAAAAGUCAGAAGAGCUACCAUAACACAGGGGCCAUAUCCUUCACUAGAUCAUAUGAGUUAAGUAAAGGGCUCUGGACUUCGUAUCAAGAGCGAUGGAGCCAUCUUGGACCUCUAAAAUCCCAAAUGUGUGGUUUGCACAGGAGAGUCCCACAGCAGGCUGCUUUUGAAGACUGUCUAUCAGCCAAGAAUGAGGAACGCUGCAGAGGCCACCUGCAGUCCAACACUGCACUGUAUGAGAAGGAGACAGGGAAGAGCCGGGCAGCUGUGCUUGUGUCUCUGUGCACAGUAGGGGGAGAGCCUGCCUUUCUUUUCACCCUUAGAUCCAGCAAACUGAGGGGAAGACACAAAGGUGAUGUCAGUUUUGCAGGGGGAAAGCAAGACCCCUCUGACAGAAACAUUGUGGAAACAGCCCUGCGGGAAGCCAGGGAAGAACUGGGGAUUAAUGUGACUGAAGACGAAGUGUGGGGGGUUCUGAAGCCACUGAGUGAUGUGACAGGAAUGAUGAUUGCACCUGUGUUAGCUAACCUUGGGCCACUAGAGACUCUAACACUCCAUCCCAACCCAAGUGAGGUGGAGGAGAUCUUCACCCUGACUGUUGCCCAUCUAUGCAACCCUCAGAACCGAGGCUAUACACAUUUUCGCACUGGUAAUCACUAUGGAUACACUCUUCCUGUGUUUCACAGUGAUAAGUAUAGAAUCUGGGGCCUGACUGCAAUAGCAUUGGACCACACACUCAAGCUCAUUAUGCCAGUGUAGCAGUUGUAGUACCACAGAAGAUUAGGUCUUCAAAAAUGUUGAAAGUUUAAGUAACGACAUCACUGUUUGCUUGUAAUAAUCGAAUCAUGAGUGGUAGAAUUCAGUACAAACUUUGCAAAUAUUUGUGCUGAGUGAACAUAAUUUUGAAACUGUGUUGUGUGUUUUGUUUAAUAAUGAAUGGUUUUAUUGAUAAGCAGUUUUUCUUAAAGAAUCUAAUCAGACUUUUCAAGAAGGCUGGAAUAAUGUAUAAAUAUCUACAAGCAUUUGCAGUUUACUGAAUUUGCUGCUUUAGAGAAUAUCAGUGUGGAAAAAUAAGUACUGUUGACUACUAUCAAGACACAACUUUGUACCAGAUGUUAUACAUUCUAUAUGUCUGCCUUUUAUAUGUCCAAUAAAUAAUCAUUCUCAUAUAA